AUGAGCGAGAAGAUCCAUCAAGUAACCAGCGCGGCCCCGCAAAUCGAGAGCGUCCUCGCCACAACCUCACGCACUCCGUUUACUAGUGCUCUGACCAGCGUCCAACUCGGAAAAAUAGAAAAACUGCGCCUACCCGAGUACAAACCCGGCGGAGACCCAGUGGAACACAUGACAACUUUCAACAUUGCGAUGGCACGGGCUCGACUCCCAGAAGAAGAAAGGGACGCAGGCUACUGCCAACUGUUCGUCGAAACUCUCCACGAGCAAGCCCUAACCUGGUUUUCCCAGUUAGAAGAAAACUCCAUCGGAAGUUUCCGCGACUUGUCAGCAGCUUUUCUCAAGACUUACAUUAUGUUCACCACGCGCAGCGCUACUGCCUCUAGCUUGUGGAACCUCAACCAAACCAAAGAUCAGAGCCUUCGCGACUACAUGGAGAAGUUAAAAGUCGUAGCCUCAAGGAUUGAAAUUCCAGACGUCCGCGUAGAGGGAUGGAACAAGUGGGUAAGGGAGCUCGAUUCGCUCGACAAACCAGUCGAUACUGUUUGCACCACCCAACCUAUAACCGGAGCCGGGUCAGCAGCGGGGCCUUCCAGGACCGUCGAUCUCACCAAGCAUUGCAAAUAUCACGACGUCAAGGGACAUGAUACCACAGAAUGCAAAUCACUCUACGCUCAUUAUCUCUCGUCACUUGCGAGCGGUGAAUUUAAGUUCGAACCCUUGAAAGCUAAACCAAAGAAUGGCAAGAGCUGGAGCAAGAACAAGGAAAGAAGAGCCCAGCGCAAAGCCACCGGCAAAGACUUACGACGACAGUUGGAGCAAGCUAAAGGUCAUUUUCAACCUCCAACGCAUGACACCAACAUUUCCACAGACCUCCGCACCUUGCUAGACUCUAAGCGAGUACAAACGGGACAGUCGUUGAAUGUCAUCAUCGGAGGCUCCCCUCCUAGCGGAGACACUGUCCGUUCUGUAAAAGACUAUCGUCGACAAGUCGCGACUUCCCAGAAGUGGCCGACUAAACCGACAAGUCAUCUUCCGAUAACCUUCUCACCGGACGACGCUGAAGGAGUUCACGCUCCCCAUAAUGAUCCUCUUCUCGUCGUCCUUGGAAUUGGAGAGUAUGAUGUCACCAAGAUCCUCAUUGACACCGGAAGUUCCGUCAACCUCAUCUUCCGAGGAACUCUACAGAAGAUGGGAGUUGAUCUUGACGACAUAAAAGCGUCUUCCAGGACAUUAACCAGAUUCAAUGGAUCCUCCGAAACUAUCUUGGGAACGAUCUGCCUCCCGGUACGCGCGUGUGGCGUUACUCGAACGGUUAAGUUUGCCGUUGUAAGCACAAAAGCUCCUUAUCACGCUAUACUCGGCACCCCUUGGCUACACUCGAUGCAAGCCGUUCCUUCCACCUACCACCAGUGCGUCAAGUUCCCUGGCACGGACGGAAGGAUAAAAACGUUGCUAGGGGAUCAAAAGGCCGCUAGAGAUCUCCUAGUCGUCACAGUCAAACUCCAACGGUCAUCUCUACCCGUUAAUUUUGUGUCUCCCCCAACCUCAAAAGUCCGUUCCCAGGAAAGCGAGGGUCUCGAGUUGACGACGCCGAUCAAAGUCGAACCGUAA
Brassica oleracea var. oleracea is the source of this 1611-nucleotide messenger RNA. RefSeq lists its product as uncharacterized. Bases 1 to 1611 code for a protein of 536 amino acids. The record is from RefSeq and is a predicted model, not a curated record. Lineage: Eukaryota; Viridiplantae; Streptophyta; Magnoliopsida; Brassicales; Brassicaceae. The transcript has 3 exons.